Molecule: messenger RNA, 990 nt
Organism: Rotaria socialis
Lineage: Eukaryota; Metazoa; Rotifera; Eurotatoria; Philodinida; Philodinidae
Source: the annotation of a GenBank genome assembly
AUGGGGUCGACAUCAACGCCAGUUAGCACAUCUAGUGUACCAACACCAGUCAAAGCUAUACCGAAAGCACCACAGAAUACUCCAAAUACAAUCAAGUUUCUAAUCGGCGGUACAGCUGGUAUGACUGCUACAUUAUUCGUUCAUCCCAUGGAUAUCGUUAAAAAUCGAAUGCAAAUGAGUGGCGAAGGUGGUGGUGCUCGAGAACACAAGACAAGUUUCCAUGCGUUGCGAGCAAUAUUUCGUAAUGAAGGCUUUGCUGGUGUUUAUGCAGGUCUCUCGGCUGGUUUAUUUCGUCAAGCAACGUAUACGACAGCUCGUCUAGGAAUAUAUCAAGCAUUAUUCGAACAUUUUCGUCAAACAGAUGGUCGUCCGCCGGCAUUUUUCACUAAUCUACUUUUGGGUGUAACUAGUGGUGGUUUAGGUUCAUUCAUUGGUACACCGGCUGAAGUAGCAUUAAUUCGUAUGACACUCGAUGGUCGUUUGCCUAUGGCUGAACGAAGAAAUUAUGCGCAUGUAUUCGAGGCUCUUGCACGUAUAACACGUGAAGAAGGUGUGCUUAAAUUAUGGCGUGGUGCUAUACCAACGGCUACUCGAGCUAUGAUUGUUAAUGCAGCUCAAAUGCCAACGUAUUCACAAGCUAAACAAGCUUUAAUCUCCAAUGGUCUUAUGCAACAAGGUUUUCCUCUACAUGUUGUUGCAUCGUUAAUUGCAGCUUUUGUAACAACAUCUGUUUCGUUGCCAGUUGAUAUUGUUAAAACUCGAUAUCAAAAUAUGAAAAUUGUACAAGGAAAAGCAGAGUACAGUGGAAUAUUUGACGUCUUUCAACGUAUUCUUCGUCGAGAAGGUGUACUUAGUUUUUGGAAAGGUUUUACACCGUACUUUUCUCGUCUUGGUCCGCAUACGAUUCUUACGUUUAUAUUCAUUGAACAACUUAACAUGCAGUAUCAACGACGUGUACUUAAGAAUGAAUCUUUUUCGUCAACAUUAUAA